Messenger RNA from Fopius arisanus, 1006 nucleotides. RefSeq lists its product as uncharacterized. NCBI's taxonomy places the organism in Eukaryota, Metazoa, Arthropoda, Insecta, Hymenoptera, Braconidae. The annotation marks the transcript as partial. The record is from RefSeq and is a predicted model, not a curated record. The transcript has a single exon.
GUACAAAUCAAGAGACUUCAACACAUCGACCAUCACAAAGAGAAUAGUAUCAUCAGAGGUGGCUCAGAUAUUUGAUCCUCUAGGCUUCCUCGCUCCUGUAAUAGUCCAGGGAAAAAUAUUACUUCAAGACCUGUGGAAACUCAAGGUAAAUUGGGAUGAUCCACUCCCAGCUGACUAUCAAGCACGCUGGAGAACAUUCAGAGAGGAACUCACCGCCCUGAACAGGAUUACAGUACCAAGAUGGUUAAGAAUCUCACCAAGAGCAUCCAAUAUCCAGAUUCAUGGAUUUGCAGAUGCCUCCAACGUAGCGAUGAGCGCUGUCGUCUACAUAAGAACUGAGACAUUCAACGAGCAAAAAUCAACGGUCAUGGUAGCAGCAAAAACCAAGGUAGCACCCAUCAAGCGCAUGACAAUCCCACGUCUUGAAUUAACAGCAGCGCUGCUUCUGACUCAACUAGUGGCUACAUCUCUUCAGAUGCUGAAACUCAACAGUGAGCAAAUAGAAAUUCACCUAUGGUCCGACUCAUCGGUGGCCCUAGCCUGGAUCAGAAGUCAAGCACACCGAUGGAAAGACUUUGUGCACAACAGAGUCAUCAAAAUCCAAGAAACGAUACCACAGGCCAUUUGGAGACAUGUCAGCGGGAAGGAAAACCCGGCUGACUGUGCCUCCAGAGGCAUAUCAACCAGCAAGCUAGCAGAUCAUCAACUGUGGUGGGCAGGACCUGCCUGGAUCAAUCAGGAUCCAGCAGAAUGGCCACAAUCAACAAUAGAUACUGCAGCCAUGACCAUCCCAGAAGUGGCUAAGGAAGCAAAACCACUGCCAGCAAAUCCAGUCACCAUGAAGAUCAACGAAAUAACACAAAUACUAAACAGAUACUCAACCAUGUCAAAACUCCUGGCAGUAACAGCCACGAUCAACAGAGCAAUUGAUCGAUUCCAGAGAGAACCAACGCCCCCGGGGCCAAUACUGACAACGAGAGAACUCAACGAUGCAAGAUUAUUCUGG